Messenger RNA from Quercus robur (English oak), 1842 nucleotides. RefSeq names its product AP2/ERF and B3 domain-containing transcription factor At1g50680-like. Gene Ontology annotation, biological process: regulation of DNA-templated transcription. The coding region runs from base 642 to 1619 and encodes 325 amino acids. The record is from RefSeq and is a predicted model, not a curated record. Gene Ontology annotation, molecular function: DNA-binding transcription factor activity; DNA binding. Lineage: Eukaryota; Viridiplantae; Streptophyta; Magnoliopsida; Fagales; Fagaceae. The transcript has a single exon.
AAUUCUAGUCAUGAAAAGUUUAAGCCAAUCCAAGUGACAAUUUGUAAUGAUGGGUAAACCAUAAUGAGAGUGAUAGGUCAUUCUAAGGUCAUCAUUAUGAAUUUUAUAGCCCAGCCUGUCUGUGUAAAACCAAUUGUAUAUUAUUUUGGUAGCCUUUUCUAACUAUUUUUAUUCGUUGAGGGAAUAAUUUAUAUGGUAAGCCAGAUAAACUCAGGUAAAUGACUCUACUGCAAAAAUUUAGAUUUUCUCUUCUGUUUUCAUUAGUGAUAGAGGUUCAAAUUUGGAAACUCACAAAAAAACCUACCAAAAAAUGAAUGUCCUUGGAUGAUGUCAAAACAAAAACAUGAAUUUGAUUCCCAUAAAAAAAAAACAUGAAUUUAACUAUAGUUGAAAGCUUUGAGGAUACACUGUGGGAAACCAAAAAAACUAUGCAUAAAUGACUUGAACCUUCUAGUUUUGUCAUUAUAAUUUAAAAUUGCCAUAACCAAUUCUCCUGUGUGUUGUAUUAUAUAUGGCAAAGGUUCCAACUUAUACAUGGACAAGAGCCUAAUGUAAAACUUGACAUUCUUGGUUUCUACUCCUUUUCUUUGUUAUUCCUUACUGUCAUUUUCUCAAAAAGAAAUCUUUCUCUUCACAAGUUUAUGGAGGUGGAAUUGUCUUCAAAAUCAAGAAUAGACAUGGUGGUGGAGACUCCACACUUGGAUGAUAAUCCGAAAAAUAAGAAUCCGAGUAGUUUUAGUGGAGGCUCCUCCUCUAGAUUCAAAGGAGUAAUGCCUCUGAGCAGUGGUAAAUGGGGUGCACGGAUCUCCCAUAAGUACAAGCCAUAUUGGCUUGGAGCACAUCAGAAAGAGGAACAGGCAGCCAGGGCUUAUGAUAGAGCAUCCAUCAAGCUUCAAAGGCGUGAUGCCCCCCUCAACUUCCCUUGGACUAAUUACUCUGAUCAAGAGAGCAUAUUCCAAAGCCAGUACUCAAAUGAGGAAAUUCUGAACAUGAUCAGGGAUCAAACUUACUCAUCCAAGUUCAAAAAGUUCCGAUCAAAUCAUUCUUCGGUUAAGGGAAAUCCAACAUGUAACUUACUGAAUGAUCAAGGAAUCUCAUACCAGUUACUCUUUCAGAAGGAAUUGACCCACAACGAUGUUGCCAACAAGAAUUUGCUCAUCCCAAAGGAAUUUGCAUUGAAAUACUUCCCACCACUUGCCAUCAUCGAUUCAGUCAAAAAUGAAGAGAGGAGAGAGUCCAUCAAAUUAACCUUCUAUGAUAAACAUUGUCGUUCAUGGACUUUUCAAUAUUCAUUUUGGAAGAGUUCCAAGAGCUAUGUUUUCACAAAUGGCUGGAGUCACUUUCUCAAGAUGAAUAACUUGAACCAUAAAGACAUUGUCUUUUUCUACAGAUGUGAGAAUGAAGAGAACAGUGUGUUUUACAUGAUAGAUGCACAGCCAAAAAAUGUGGAAAAUUCUGUCUCUGGUGGGAAUAUGGAGCAGGAAAUGGGUAUAAAAGGAAUCAUCAACAAUGGCCUAGAUGCUGCUAGCAUGAGACAAGAGGAGGCAAAUAAAGUGCUCAAACUAUUUGGUGUGCAGAUUGGUUACUUAAACCACCAAGCUUCCCAUCAACUCGUUUGAAAUGUUGAACGGAAAACAAAAAGGUCUUGUAAUAGCAUUCAACUUCAUGAUCCUUCUCCUUCCUCACAAUGGUGAAGUGUUCAAUGCAUAGAUGAACAAGUUUCAUUGACGUUAACAUUUGUCCCUCUAUUCUAUGUCAUCUGGUUUAGUCUUGCUCACUUAAGUAGGAGUGACUAGUAAUUUUCUCAUUCAUUUUGGGUGCAAGUUGUAUUUAGAUCAGAUU